AAAAACCGGACAGAGAAACUUGUGACGCAUUUCCGGCGCUCUAGGUGAGGAAGAUGGCUGCGUCCCAGCAGCAGGCUUCAGCGGCUUCCUCAGCUGCUGGUGUGUCUGGCCCAGGUUCGGCUGGUGGCCCGGGUAGCCAGCAGCAGCCGCAACCACCGACACAACUGGUGGGGCCUGCCCAGAGCGGACUUUUGCAGCAACAGCAACAGGACUUCGAUCCUGUGCAACGCUAUAAGAUGCUCAUCCCACAGCUAAAGGAGAGUUUGCAGACCUUGAUGAAGGUUGCUGCCCAGAACUUGAUUCAGAACACUAACAUUGACAACGGACAAAAGAGCAGUGAUGGACCCAUACAGCGCUUUGACAAGUGUCUGGAGGAGUUCUACGCACUCUGUGACCAGCUGGAGCUCUGCCUGCGCUUGGCACACGAGUGCCUAUCACAGAGUUGCGACAGUGCCAAGCACUCUCCAACACUGGUGCCCACAGCCACCAAGCCCGACGCAGUUCAGCCUGACAGCCUACCCUAUCCACAGUACCUGGCAGUCAUCAAAGCCCAGAUUGCCUGUGCCAAGGACAUUCACACUGCUCUGCUGGACUGUGCCAACAAAGUCACCGGCAAGACUCCAGCACCACCUACAGGCCCUGGGGGUGCCCUGUGAGCUGGCAGGGCUGGGAGUGGGGCAGGCUGUGGGGGAGGGGGAAAGGGAGGGAAUGAAGAGUGGCCUCAAAGCAGCCUUGUCUCUGACUUUUCUUCCCGGCUGAGUACUGGGACCGAAGCCAGCAGGGGGCAGCAGAGGCCAGCAGAGAACGCACAGGGCGGGGCCUUGUCUCUGCUGGCUGCCUGAUCUCCUUCCUAGCAAGAGUGGACUUUGGCCCGUGCCUGAUGAUGAUAUAAGGGGCGCUUCCCCUACCUGGCCUGGGUAUGAAGCCCUAACUGGGCCGCUCUCCCGCUAUCCUUAACUUGAUUCUGUUCCAGUUUGAGCAUGAUCUCUGUCUGCUCCUUUUUCUAGCUCGCCCGUCUUCCAUUGAGUGUCUGCUGCUUGUGUCUGUUGUCUCUCAUUCAGUCUCUUUUUGUCCCUAUGUCUGUCUCCCUGUCUCUGACCUUCUCUCUCCCAGUCCCCCUUUGCUGACUUCUGCCCCCAGCUCCUCACUGGGACUCUGUGUCUAUGAAGGAGGCCAGAUUCUGGGAGCCAGAACCCCUGGAUUACCUGGGGAGGGAGCUUCAUAUCCAGGGGCUACAGCCAAGCCCAAGAUCCCUAGCACCUCCCAUUUCAGCCCAGCUCCCAGUGUCCUUGGCCAAGGAAAGGGGAAGUGGAGGGGUCUAAGCCCUGACCUCAGCAUGCCUGGUCAGGGAGCACCUCAGGCCCCCACCCAUACCCGGGGCCUGGGCCUGCGUCAGCAGCACUCAGACUAGGGGCAUUGUGCAAUCCGCGGUGAAGCCUAGCCCAGCUGGAAGCCUGGGUCCCUAUAUUUUUAGCCCCAAAGGAGAAGUGAAAAGGCCCCAAAAGGGGUGAAUCAUCAGUCCUGGGGAAGAACCCAGGCGCCUGAGCCCCAGCUCCUCCGGGAAGCAGGCCUUGGGGAGGGGGCUUCGGGAAGGGAUUACCCCAGUGGGCUCCCUUCUCUGAGAGCAAGCUUCAGAGAUCUCAGCCAUGGCCUUCAGGCCUGGGCAAGUGCAGGGUGGAGCUCGCAGCCCAGGCCCAGCUGGUGGGGUGUGAAAGGCUCAAGUGACUCAGCCUGGUUGGGGUACUGCCCCACCCAACACCUUCUGUGCCCUGGUUCCCAUGUCACUGCCCAGAGGCCUCCUCUCCUGGACCCCACAUCUGCAAGGAAACCCAGAAUCAUGUAGACCUGUGAUUCAUCCAAAGCCCAAGUCCCCACGCGAGUCCUCAGAAAUGGCCAGCGGGUGUGCGUGUGCAUGUGGCAUGUGUGUACAUCCCAGGAGGUUCCUUCCCCUUCUCCCUGUCCUCCCUUGAAGUGCCAGGCACACAGGGCAGGCCCUCAGGGAGGGCAGCAGACUGGGGCACUAGCUGAAGCUGCUAUCCACAGGUAGACUUUCUUCCUCAGGGAAGCCACAGCUCUGUCCAUUUAUUUGACUAAAUCAGUCCCUUCACCUGACUUCCCAGAUGUAGGAUAAUCUCCUUUACUUAAAGUCAACUGAUUAUGGACUUGAAUCAUAUCUACAAAAUACCUUCACAGCAUCAUCUAGAAUAGUCCUUGAUUGAAUAACUGGACAUUGUAGCCUAGCCAAGUUGACAUGAAAAACUGACCAUUAUCUAGUCCUUGUCAAUUUGGUACCCAUACACAUCCUCAGCCAUAGUUAGCCUCCAGAUAAAUACAAUAAUAAAGUCCUAUUCCCAUCUAA
Messenger RNA from Hipposideros armiger (great roundleaf bat), 2359 nucleotides. It is a transcript of the gene MED29, whose product is annotated as mediator complex subunit 29. NCBI's taxonomy places the organism in Eukaryota, Metazoa, Chordata, Mammalia, Chiroptera, Hipposideridae. The transcript is spliced from 4 exons. Gene Ontology annotation, molecular function: transcription factor binding; transcription coregulator activity. The record is from RefSeq and is a predicted model, not a curated record. Gene Ontology annotation, cellular component: mediator complex. Bases 54 to 656 code for a protein of 200 amino acids. Gene Ontology annotation, biological process: regulation of transcription by RNA polymerase II.